This is a messenger RNA of Porites evermanni, 2450 nucleotides long. NCBI's taxonomy places the organism in Eukaryota, Metazoa, Cnidaria, Anthozoa, Scleractinia, Poritidae. The record is from the annotation of a GenBank genome assembly.
GUCAGAUACGAUCCCUACAGUAAAGUACUUUCCCGUGAAUAUUAUGACAUCGAUGCCAUGUUCAAAGUAAGGAGAGACGCGAUAAAUGCCGCGUCUAAAGCCAGGAAAUUUGGCCUCAUUCUCAGCACCUUAGGAAGGCAAGGGAGUCCCAAGGUCUUGGAGGUAACUAGAGAAAUUGUAAUUGUUUCUUACAAUCUCUGAAGAACAAGUGAAAUACCGUAAAGUCCUUUUUUCGAUCACCACGUCUCAGAAUGAAAUGAUAGUAGCGUUUACUACUACCAUUUUUCUGUUACGACCCCCGGUGGCACCCCUCUAUAAUUAUCUUUUAUGUAGGUAUGUACCACUCUCGAGGGUAUGGGUUUUGAAGUCUCUUUUUUAGUCGUUUUGGUCCGAAAAUGACGUCAAGCAUGGCGGGAGAAUCGCCCUCGGCUCCAAGCCUCCUGUGCUCACUCGGAUAGCGCGAAUUGGCUUUCUGAAUUUUUGUUGUGGUUAAUAACUAAAGAAGAUAAAUGUUAUUUGCUUUUACUUACUUAAAUUUACAGAAUUUGGAGCAAAUGUUGAAGAAGGCUGGACUCGAAUAUGUGGUGGUUUUGAUGUCUGAAAUUUUUCCAGACAAACUGCGAUUGUUUGAAGAUGUUGAUGCGUAAGUUGAAAAUCCUUGUUCUUUUGACCUUUAACUGAACAUAUUCUUGAAGAUUACAAGAAAAAUGGUCUAAUUUAUGUGAUUCUUGCCGUUAUAUUUUAGAUUCCGUUUACAUGGAAGGGUAAGCGUCAUGUAAGGACGUGUGAAAAGUUAGCUCUCUUUUUCGUAAAGAGGGUUAGCCAGAGGGCCAUCUUGCCCGUAAAAUAUUUUAAGACGGAAUCCACCAGGAAAUUAAGUAAUGUUAAUUUUCAGUGGACAAAAACCUUGUACCUGAAUAAUUUAAACAAUAUUGCAUAAUUUUUUACAUUUUUCAACGGCUAUAGCACCAAAGAAAAUUUCUCAUGAGAACCCGAGAAAAUAAAUGUCAAAUUUCACAAAAUGACAUCUUGUACAUAAAAUCUUCAGAAUUUUACAUUUGUUUUCACAAUUCUUGUGAAAUUUGGCCUUCAAUUUCCUGGUGUUGCCUGUCCAAGAUUAUCGAUUGAUUGGGGAUAUGCGUUUCCUAAACCUCUUCUUUCUCCUUACGAGGUACGUAACCUGCUCUUUUAUCCCAUAAAAACUAAGUUAUUAAGGACUUCCUGCUGUCAAAUACUUGCCAUAUAUAGUAUUGUUAAGGGAGAUCACCUGCCUCGUUCCCGUUCCCUCGCUCUCUCCUACUUGUCUACUUGUCCUUGCUCGGCAGGGAAGAGCAGGAGAGAUCCUGGGAACGAGGUUGGAUGGUCACGUGGUCAUUAUAAUGUUAACGUAUGUUCGAGUUAGCCUGCGUAGCAAGCAUUUGCGUUUGGUUUCGGAGCAAAGAAAGAGCGAGGAACGGGAUUUUCGGUUUUGGCCGAGCGAGAAAUGAAACGAGAGCCAAAAAAUGAAAGAGGGGAGAGGUUUCCUUCCUUCCUUCCUCACUCCCUCCCCGCUUACUCGCGCCAUUUUUCUCGCGGUCUUUGACUUUCGCUCCUCGUUCUUUGCUCCGAAACAGCACGGAAACGCUUACCACGCAGGCUAAUGUUCGAGUAUGUUGAGAAGUUUUGGUUUUUCCUCGACCGCAUGAAAACACACAACCCGGCCAGCCUGCAAUAAAGCCGCCUCUCAGUGCUGCCUUUCGCUGAAACGUUUCGUGGUCGUAUCAGCGGGUUUUGCCACAUUUUUCACUUUAAAUAACGUAUCAAAAUGUUUCAGCGGUUUCGAUGGCCGCCGAAAAAUUCAUUUGUAUGUAGACGAAGGGAAAACUUGACAAGAACACUGAGAAGAUUCGCUCUGACGAAGAGCUAGCGCCCGAAACCGUCAGCUUUUCAAUCUGUUUAUGGUGGUAAAUUGUAUGAAGCAGUUGAUGGAGUUGAUAAACUUCUUAUUUGCCACUUUAGAAACGAGAAGAGGACUGGAGCCGAAAUGUAUCCCGCAAUUGUUUCUGGGAUCGUUACCGGUGAGGCACCGGUCAAUUGUCCCUAGUGACAGUCCCAGAAGUCUUUGCGGAAGUUAACUCGCCCCAGUCUCCUCGUUUCUAAAGUGGCGAAUUUUCACUUCUAUCUCACAGGCGUCAGUUGUAUUGCAACAGAUUGAAUGGCAAAAGGAUUACCCUAUGGACUUUUACGCGAAUGCAAGUCUUGGAUCGUGGACUGUGAAUAACGAAGUCAACAGACAAGCCACUGUUAGUAGGAGAAGAAAACAUUUACAAACUGAAAAACUGACUUCUGAAGAAGAAGGAACAAACGUUGAAAGCAAGGACGACUGCGGUGGAGAACGCGGCGAUUGUUGUGGUAAAUGUCAUCAAGAAAAUUCACAGAAGUUAAACAAAACGGAGAAAAUACAUCAGUAG